AAUAAUCGUAGGUGUUUUUAGGUGGUGUACAAAUGAGAACUUUUGUUUAUUUUUUUCUUCUAUUAUUUUUGUCUAAUAUUUAUUAAAUUUGUUGAAACUUGAUUUAAUUAAGUAAAAAGAUUAUUUAAUUGCAUAGAAAAACUAGGAGUUCCGAAUCUUAUGAUACAUUAUUCAAACGUGAUUGAUUAACUGAGAGACUAGGCGAAAAAAACAGUGACUUCAUGAAGAUGUUUCGCGCUUUACUAAUUUCCAGUUGUGUUCUUGGACUUGUCAGAACAGUGUGUAUCGACACACAAGCAUGGUGUCCUGCAACUGUCAAUUAUUGUAUUUAUAAACCUUUCGCCGUUCAAUGCCCUAAAACAUGUGGGAUAUGCUCUGAUAUGACAACUUCAACUUCAACGACAACAACGACAACAGAAACCGAAUUACCUACAUCAACAACGACUAAAAAGACGACAGCAGCAAAAACAACGACGAAAACUACGACGACAACGACGACGACGACCAGAUCACCAACAAUAUCAGCGACGACGGCAAAAUUAUCGUCAACGACAACAACAACGACUACGAGUCCAUCGCCAACAUCAUCAACGACGACGACUAACUUACCCUCGACAUCGACAACAACAACAACGUCGACUUCAACUGAAGAGCCUGCAAAAAUCAUAUCAUCAACGACAGCAGUCACUAAGCCGACAACAAUAUCGUCCAAUUUAACAGUUUGUAGCGAUUAUUACCACUGGUGUCGCAUAGUGGCGACAGAUACAGCACGUUACUGCGAGAAUAUUUACAGCAAUUACAAAGUAGACUGUCCAAGCUCUUGCAAUGUUUGUGAAAGUGUAACAUUGGAAGAAAAAUGCGGAAACUUCCAGGAUAUGACGGCGUACAACUGCGAGACAAGAAACUGCAUGAACUUAGAUUUACUCGAGCAAGAUCGAGUCUUAAAAUAUUGUUCAAAAACAUGUUGUUUAAGAAAUGAACUGUACACAUAUGUUCCACCUCCUUCCACCACAACCAAAUCUACAACAAGGGUUUCAAGCACGACCAUGGCAACUUUAAUAAGUACUUCAACAUUUUCUUCUCCAACGACCAGUGGGCUGGUAACACCUACUGAAAUUGCAAUUACAACGCCUUUGUUAAACUUCUGUGGAGACAGGUUCCCUUGGUGUAGAAUAAUAGCCAGUAAUAUUACAAGAUAUUGUCAAGAUAUGGGCAUAAACUAUAAAAAAGACUGUCUGUGGACAUGCAAUCAAUGUUCUGGUCCUGUUGAAGAGAGAUGUAACAAUUUUAUCGACAACACAGCGUAUGAUUGUGCAUCAAGAAAUUGUGAAGAGGCAGAUCCAUACGUGCAGCAUCGAGUACUUAAGUAUUGCCCAAAAACCUGCUGUUUAAGGAGUCAGCUAUAUAACUUCAGCGCUAUGUAACAAUAUUUUUUUGCUAAACUUAUUUUAAUGUUAUGUGUCCUCGUAAAUAACUGUAAAAAUGAUUUAUUUCAAAGAUUUAGCAAUUUAUCAC
Messenger RNA from Hydractinia symbiolongicarpus, 1515 nucleotides. Its product is annotated as integumentary mucin C.1-like. Lineage: Eukaryota; Metazoa; Cnidaria; Hydrozoa; Anthoathecata; Hydractiniidae. Bases 222 to 1424 code for a protein of 400 amino acids. The transcript is spliced from 5 exons. The record is from RefSeq and is a predicted model, not a curated record.